Molecule: messenger RNA, 5485 nt
Organism: Labrus mixtus (cuckoo wrasse)
Lineage: Eukaryota; Metazoa; Chordata; Actinopteri; Labriformes; Labridae
Gene: asxl1
Product: ASXL transcriptional regulator 1
Exons: 12
Coding region: 315-5042 (1575 amino acids)
Biological process (GO): animal organ morphogenesis; positive regulation of transcription by RNA polymerase II
Cellular component (GO): PR-DUB complex
Molecular function (GO): chromatin binding; DNA binding; peroxisome proliferator activated receptor binding
Source: RefSeq, a predicted model, not a curated record
AGCACACACUCUCAAACACACACACACACACAGCCAGCCAGCCAGCCAGCCAGCCCUGCACUCACACUGCUUCUGUGCUACAGAGAGACGAUAUGUGUUGAGCUAGCUCCGAAAAGGCACUGCACAUAGUAGCGACAUAUAUUAGAUACUAGCAGACGCCACAGCAUUCUCCCGAGCUACAGGAACGUUUUGUUUUGGCUCCACAAAAGUGAACCUGGAAUCGUAGUUAGCCAUUUUGCUAAGCAGCUAAGUCGCCAUCGUAUUGCUUUUUGUAGACACAGAGCAGGCUAGCCGCAGACACAAGCGCAGAGGAAAUGAAGGACAAACAAAAGAGAAAGAAGGAGCGGACCUGGGCUGAGGCGGCUCGCAUGGUGUUGGAGAACUUCUCAGACGCACCCAUGACUCCCAAACAAAUCCUCCAUGUCAUCCAGACCAAGGGGCUAAAGGAGAUGCGAAGCGGCACAGCUCCUCUGGCCUGUCUGGUUACCAUGCUGCACUCCCAGGUGAGGGGAGACCGAGUUAAGAACAGCAUCUUCUUCAAGCUGCCUGGACGGAUGAGCCUGUUUACCCUCAAGAAGAACGCCCUCCAGUGGACAAAGACGACAUCAGAGACGGAGACGCGAACAGAGGCCGGCGGAAGCACGGCUGCUUCAGGCUCCAGCACUCAUGCAGCGGCUGGUGCCUCAGGCGGACCUGCAGACGCCACCGAGCAGGAGAGCUGCGACUCGACCGAGACCAACGCCGGUGCAAGCGGAGACAAUGACGCCUCAGUGGAUGAGAGCUCGUCCAGCGCCUCCUGCUCCACCGAGCCGCAGCCGACCAUCAGUCAGCCUCAGACCCGCCUCAGCAGAUCAGCCGGACAGCAGGGACGCACAGAAGCACAGCAGGCCCAACACACUCCACACGCCCAGACCAGACUGAGCCGAUCACGACAGUCAGGAAGACAGAGGAAGAAAGCAGUCAUGAUGCCUCGUGUUGUUCUCACCCCUCUUAAAGUAAACGGAGAGCACGUCCCCUCAGGGCCCAUGAAGAGGAGUCGAGGAGGAGUCGAUGUAGACUUCGAAACACCUGGCUCCAUCCUGGUCAACACGAACAUCAGAGCUCUCAUCAAUGUGCGGACCUUCUCAGCCUUCCCCGCUCACUCCCAGCAGCAGCUCCUGCAGCUCCUGCCAGAGGUGGACCGACUGGUUGGAUCUGAUGGCAUGGCCCGACUGAGCAGUUCAGCUCUCAACAACGAGUUCUUCACCCACGCUUCCCAGAGCUGGAAAGAGAGGCUGGCUGAGGGUGAGUUUACCCACGAGAUGCAGGUGCGAUUCCGACAGGAAAUGGAGAAAGAGAAGAAGGUUGAGGCGUGGAAGGAAAAGUUCUUCGAAGAGUAUCACGGGCAAAAGUCUGGGCUGACAAAAGAGGAGUCCCUUAAACUGACCGCCAGUGAAGCCAGUGACGUUGCAGCCAGUGUGCUGGAAAGUGAUGUAGCUGUUGUUGCAACACCGAAGAGACGCAGUGUCGGUCGCAGGAGGAGAGACGGACGGAUGAGGAGACGCACACGAGCCGAUCUGCGCCGAAGAGCCCGCCGGACCCUCUGUAAGGCCACUCCCCCUGCCCUGCAGGCGACAGAAGCAACUGAAGCCAGUGCUGCUUUGGACAUCUCCACAGUCUCUAUGGGCUCUCCCUUGUCUGACAACGCGGUGGUUCAAGGCGAGGUGGUGCUGCAGGCUGAGUGUGGUGUGGAGAUCCCAGCCGAGAGCACCUCGAUCGAGUCGAAGGCCUCUCCUGCUCCAGAGCCGGUCACAAUACCAGCCCCCACUCCUACUCCUACUCCCACUCCCACUCCUACUCCCACUCCUACUCCCACUCCCACUCCCACUCCUACUCCUACUCCUACUCCCACUCCCACACCUACUCCCACUCCUACUCCAACACCGACUCCAAGCCCCAGCCCCAGCCCAGCCUCCACCAGCGCCAACGAAGAGCCAGAGGUCACGGCCCGCCUGCUCCCAGAGGAAGCUGCACCUGCUCUGGCUUCCACAUCUUCCCCCUCCCCCUCCUCCUCCUCCUCCUCCUCUUCUUCUUCGUCUGCCUCUUCACCAGCCUCCUCACCCUCCUCUCCUUCUGACAGGCAAGGGGCUUUUGCAGCAGGCCUGGACUCUUCCUCCUCCUCCUCAGCCUCGUCCAGUGCUGCAGUUGCAGCCGAUCCCUUGGAUGACACCGCCUCCGUUGUUACCUCUAUCACCGGGGGCACCGCCACCAGCAGCCGUGAGAGCAGCCCUUCAGCCAGCCCCGCCACCACCCCCGUCCCCAGCUCCCAGCUCAAGGAGAAGAGGAGGACCGAGGAGGCUCAGGCCUUUUCCAGCUUUCCCGAAAAGAGGCCGCGGCUGGAUGACCGUCAGUCCUUUCGUACCACAAUUGACGGUGUCCGCACGGAGAAGCCGCAGCCUACAACAGAAGAGCCCAAGGUGCCGCCAAUCCGGAUUCAACUGUCCAGGAUCAAACCUCCCUGGGUCAAAGGCCACCCCACCUACCAGAUCUGCCCAAGGAUCGUGCCCCCCGGCGAGGGCUCGCGGCGGUCGGGGACGGGGGGCGCGCGCACCUUGGCGGACAUCAAAGCCCGCGCCCAGCAAGCCCGCGCCCAACGCGAGGCCGCUGCUGCUGUUGCAGCCACUAGCGACGGGACAGGGACGGACGGGGUCAGGCUGCGGCCUGCUACUGGGCUACCGGAUAGCAGCAAUGGACGACGAGCGAGAGAGCAUCCAGGACCUAUCGAGCCCGGAGGAGGAGGAGGAGGAGGAGGAGGAGGAGGAGGAGGAGGACGAGGAGGAGGAGGAGGAGGAAGUGGAAGAAGGGGAGGUGGUGGGAUGGAGGAGCAGGGAUCGUCUUCGGGCUCUAAUUCGUCUGGAACACAACUACAGCUUCACAAUGUAGAGCCUGUGUCCCAGUCUUCUCCGUCGCUGUCCACUACCUCUACCUCAAUGUCCCUGGAGCCCCCUCAGACCCCGAGUCCUCCUCCAGAGGAGCUCUCUGUGGGGGCAGAAGAUGGAGAGGAGAUGGAAGAGGCAAACGUCCGGAGCUCCUUGAACGGUCUCGCAGAGAAGGCAGCGGAGUCCUCCUCUUCAGAGUCGGACUCUGUGUCCAAGUCUUUGACCACCAAGUCGGCCAGGCAGAGCCGGGACCCCGACUCUGCUGCUCCUCCCUCUGAGAGAGCUAACCCAUGUCGUGAAAAACCCUCCUUGGUCGCAACCUCAAUCCCAGAUUCCCUUCCCAGGUUUGGAGCUCAGGGUGUGGACGUUAUUCAGACACUUGCCAGCUCCUGUCAGCCCAAAGAGCAGCUGACGGGAAAGGAGGCGGGUCUAGGCGGUGUCAUCCAACAUGGCUCACAUCAUGUGGACCCACAGGAUAUAUUCUCUCAUUCAGCUACAGAAAGAAAGCAGGCAAAUGCAUCCUCGCCCCAACAUGCGGACUCCUCUGAGAAAGAUGACGAGGCUGGGACUCACAGCGACUCAACAGAAACGGCCUCAGACUGCGAGAAUGAUAAUGAUAACCACCCCGAUGAGGACUGGUGCCCCCAACUGCGCACGCCGAGAAAUGGUCAGCUGGUCAUCUGCAGCCCUCCUCCUCCUCCUCAGAACCAGCAGCCAGUCAUCCACGCCCACGUGUCCAGCCGCCAAGGUCAGACGGUCAUUCAGUCCUGCUUCCCCAACGGCCUGCCUAAUCCUCCGCACAGCCGACCCCACUCCACAAACGUUGUGGUCAAAAUGGAGCCUGGAGAGGAUUGUAGAAUCUCAAGACAGAGCUCGGCUGAAGACGAGUAUCGUGGAGGGUUAAAGUCGGCCAUUGCUCACCCGGGCUCCGCUGCCUCCAAGAGACUGGCGAGCUCAGCCAGAGCUGUAUCCACUGUGGAGGCCAACAACCCCUUGGUCACUCAGCUGCUACAGGGCAGUCUGCCCUUGGAGAAAGUUCUGCCCACACACUCUGCCAACAGAUUAGAGAUCAGCCGUUUACCAGGACCGCAACCCAGACCGCCCGUGGCAAGAACCCCAGGGGCACGAGGGAGGUCUGAUGUCUCAGCCCAGUCUCCAAGCCUGGAUCUGUCUGCAGCAUCCCAGAACCACACCAAGUCUCCACCAGGCCGUCCAGUCUCCUGUCUUAUGGAGGCCCCGGCUGUGUCCCAGUAUCAGUCCCAGCAGGCCCCCGGAGCGGUCCCAGUCAUCACCUCCCUGCCCACCUCCUCCUCUACAAGUUCAAUCUAUAGAAGUAAGUCAGAACUCAGCGCUGUGGAGGCUGCAGCCGUCAAAGACUCUCACGGUCCUCAGGGGCUCAAUCCAGAUAGACCACAGAACUCCCUUCGCACUCUACAUAACGGUCCCUCUCCACCCAAGGCGGACCCCUGUCCCACAGACGUGUUGCCGACUAUUAAGAUCAACUGGCGUCCACCUCAGUCUCAGCUCCCCCACCCUCACCAACAGCAGCAGUCUCCUGCACCCUCUGUGAAGAGUGAAGUUGGUGCUCGCCCAUCUUGCCAGGCUUUCUCCAAAUCAUCCCCCACCAAACCCCUGAGUGUUACCAAAAAGGAGCCCGGCAGCUCUUUGGACGGCUACUUGAGCGGAGGCGCGAUGGAAGGACUCCUCAACAUGGAGAUGACUUUUGCCAGAAUGGCAAAAAAGGAGCACAAUAAAGGUCCCUACUCCUCUGGUUCCCCCUCCUCCUCCUCCCCGUCGCCCUCCUCCUCCCUUCCCUUCCAUCUGUACGGGAAGCUCCCCAAGCAAGGAGGAGGAGUCAGCUACACAGCAAACGUGUCGGUGAUGGAUAACGGCGGAUUCGCUCGCAGCAUGGCGGACAGUGUCCUCCAGCUGCGCCCCCGCUUGACCUCCACCCAGGCCACCCUCAGCAUCCAGGCCUUUACUGACAGUGCGACCGAGGAGGUGGCGCUCAAGUGCUCGUGCCGCCUCAAAGCCAUGAUCAUGUGCCAAGGCUGCGGUGCCUUCUGCCAUGACGAUUGCAUCGGGCCCUCCAAACUAUGCGUGUCGUGUCUGGUGGUCAGAUAGUGUGUUACUUUGCUAUCUGUGCUAUCAGCAUCAGCAGCAGGACUGGGGGGGGCUCAGAGUGUACAGAACACAGGAGGAGCCUGACAGGCAGGAUUUGCCUUGUAUGAUAUAUUUGGUCUGUAUUUUUUGUUGUUGCAGAUUUUCAGAUUUUUUUUUAGCUGUAUUGAUAUAUUAUUAUUAUUAUUAUUAUUAUGAUUGUUAUUAUUAUUAUUAUUAUUGUUGUUGUUAUAAUUAUUGUGAAUUCGGGGCAUGAUCGAUUGUAAAUUGUGCCUUUUUUUUGUUUUCUCUCCUCAAAAACAUUUACCUCAUCUUAUCUCGCUCCACCUGUCAUCAUUCGGUGGCCAUCAUUGUUUUGGUCCCUUGUCUCCUCAGUGGACAGGGACUUAUUCUUGUCUCUUUGCGCAAAGAAGUAUUUUUUUAACCAUUAAAAUGAGUAAAUGACA